Molecule: messenger RNA, 1824 nt
Organism: Sphaerodactylus townsendi
Lineage: Eukaryota; Metazoa; Chordata; Lepidosauria; Squamata; Sphaerodactylidae
Product: sodium-dependent neutral amino acid transporter B(0)AT3-like
Exons: 12
Coding region: 1-1824 (607 amino acids)
Biological process (GO): sodium ion transmembrane transport
Cellular component (GO): plasma membrane
Source: RefSeq, a predicted model, not a curated record
AUGUCGAAAGCAGCAUCAGUAGAUCCUCCCCAAAUCCAGGAAGAUGAUCGCAGACCGAAGUGGGAUAAUAAGUUACAGUAUAUUUUAAGCUGCGUUGGAUUUGCUGUAGGGCUUGGGAAUGUCUGGCGUUUUCCAUACUUGUGCCAAACUUAUGGAGGAGGGGCAUUCCUAAUCCCAUACUUCAUUGCACUCGUGUUUGAAGGAAUCCCGUUGUUUCAUCUUGAGCUGGCCGUAGGGCAGUGUUUGAGGAAAGGGAGUGUUGGAGCCUGGACAACCAUAUCACCUUACCUGGGAGGAGUUGGUUUUGCUUCUCUGAUCGUGUCAUUCUUAGUCAGUCUCUAUUAUAAUACUAUUUUGGCCUGGGUAUUGUGGUAUUUCAUGAAUUCUUUCCAAGACCCCUUACCUUGGAGUAGCUGCCCACUCAAUGGCAACAGAACAGGAUUCAUUGAAGAAUGUCAUAAAAGCACUGCUGUAAAUUAUUUCUGGUACCGACAAACAUUGAAUGUAACCUCAGAUAUCACAGAGAGCGGCACCAUGCAGUGGUGGCUGCUUUUGUGCUCUGCGUCUUCCUGGAUUAUUGUGUUUAUCUGCACCAUUCGUGGGAUUGAAUCUACUGGAAAGGCGAUAUAUAUCACAACCACAUUUCCUUACAUCGUUCUAACGAUAUUCCUUAUUUAUGGACUGACUCUGCCAGGAGCCACUGAAGGGCUGAGCUAUCUCUUCACUCCGAAGCUGAGCAUCCUCAACAAUCCACAUGUGUGGCUUGAUGCAGCCACCCAGAUUUUCUUCUCUCUCUCUCUGGCAUUUGGGGGCCACAUAGCGUUCUCAAGCUACAACUCAGCAAAAAAUGACUGUGAAAAGGAUGCUGUCAUCAUAGCAGCUGUGAAUAGUAUGACUUCUCUGUACGCUUCAAUCCCAGUUUUUUCAGUUUUGGGGUUUAAGGCCACAGUUGGCUACUGGGACUGUUUGGAUAGGAAUAUUAUAGACCUCAUCAAUGGAUUUGAUCUGGAGGAACAAAGUAUCACAAGAGACAACUAUACAAUUUGGCUUGAGGCAUUAAACACAACAUCUCCACACAAAAUUUCUGCCCUUGCGCUGACAAAGUGUGACCUUCAAGAAUUCCUUGAUCAGAGUGCUUCUGGAACCGGUUUGGCCUUUAUUAUGUUCACGGAAGCCGUUGUCCAGAUGCCCGGGUCUCAGGUGUGGGCAGUCCUGUUUUUCAUCAUGCUGUUCAGCCUGGGUCUGUCUUCCAUGUUUGGAAAUGUUGAAAGCAUCAUGACUCCUCUCUUAGAACUUCCCCUUGUGACAAAAUAUGUAUCCAAGGAGGCUCUGUCUGGUCUCAUCUGCCUGGCCUGCUUUUUGACAGCGUUGUGCUUUACUCUGAGAUCAGGGAGCUACUGGCUGGAGGCCUUUGACCGCUACGCAGGAUCCAUCCCACUCUUAGUCAUCGCAUUCUUCGAAGUGGUUGCAGUUGCAUAUGUCUAUGGGAUUGAAAGGUUCAGUGCCAACGUGAAGUGGAUGACUGGACGGCAACCCAAUUUUUACUGGCGAAUCACAUGGCGAGUCAUCAGCCCUCUAUUAAUGCUAACUGUCUUUGUGGCCUACGUAGCUUUUCAGAGUCAGAGGCAACCAGGCUACGGCGCAUGGAACCCAAACUAUGAAGGUUUUCCUGCAAAAGAACAGAAAGUAUAUCCAAACUGGGUCUUGGCCAUCUGUGUUCUGCUAUCAAGCCUUCCGUGUGUGUCCAUCCCUGGGGUAGCCCUGUACCACUUUGGGAGAAACAAGUUAAAGCGACAGCUGUCCACACGCACUGCUCGAGACUGA